This is a messenger RNA of Lemur catta (Ring-tailed lemur), 1535 nucleotides long. It is a transcript of the gene UBE2U, whose product is annotated as ubiquitin conjugating enzyme E2 U. The record is from RefSeq and is a predicted model, not a curated record. The transcript is spliced from 10 exons. NCBI's taxonomy places the organism in Eukaryota, Metazoa, Chordata, Mammalia, Primates, Lemuridae.
UCCAGCUAAGCCGAUACCGCCUUACACCUGUGAAGCGGAGACAACUUGCUAGAACCUACUUACGCUUACACCUGCCGCUCCCACUUCACGCGCCGACAACACGAGCUUGUCCCAGUUGCUUAUCCAAGUUUGUCUUGAGACUGGCUGUGGACUGGCACUGCAGUGACACUCCGCAGACGAGAAGGUGCCCAAGUUUUCCAUCUGGAAGUUCCCGGUUAGAGCAGUCUGAGUAGAAAAGAAAAUCACUGUUGUGUUCUGAAUUUAGAAGCUACUUAUCUUAGGGACGUUCUGAGCUUCUAGAAAGCAAGUAACUUCUAUCAGUUUACUAAGUGUGGGAGAGUGACCCAUAACCUCAGACCCUUCCUCAGAGUAACCCUAAGGAGUUUGGGGACAAGUGCUAGACCCUCUGCUGCCUUAACUGCGUUAACAUGCACUGCAGAGCUUGCCUCUUGCUGGAAAGAGACUUCGAUGAGUUCAAGGUGAACAAUUUUGAGGGUAUUACUGCUGUGCCUUUAGAUGAAGAUAUGAUGAAAUGGGAAGCUGAAAUUAGAGGUCUACAAAAUUCAAUUUGGCAAGGACUUGUCUUCCAACUGACAAUAAAUUUUACACCAGAGUACAACUAUUCCCCUCCAGUUGUGAAAUUUACAACAAUUCCUUUUCAUCCGAAUGUAAACCCACAGACUGGUCAGCCCUGUAUCGAUUUUUUGGACAACCCCAAUAAAUGGAAUGAAAGGUAUACAUUGAGCAGCAUCUUACUUGCCAUACAGGUUAUGCUUUCUAAUCCAGUGCUAGAAAAUCCAGUGAAUUUGCAAGCAGCUGAAUUACUGAUGAAAGAUGAAUCUUCAUACAGAAAAAUAAUUCUAAAACUUUUCAAUGAGCCAUUACAAUCGGAAGAUGACAGCCCAGAGUUACCAAAAGAACCAGAAAAAUGUACUGGAGCAGUUAAAACAGUCUCAUUUAAUGAUUACUACAAGACAUGAUCUGGAAUAGCUACAUCAAAAGCCACAGAAUACUACAGAACUCCAUUGCUCAAAGAUCCAAAUUUCACUGGACAGUAUUAUAAAUGGAAGAAAAUGGAUCUACAAUAUCCUAAAGAAUGGAAUUUAAAGUUUGCUGCUUUCAAAUUUCGGUUUGCUAGGGAAAACAGAAUGCCUCACAGAGUCAGUCAUUCAGCAGAAAGAAGUCAUCUCUGCCCAACUCCAGACAAAAUUUCUUCUGAGCCACAGCCUGAAAUAAAUAUUAUCACAGAGGUUUAUGAAAUGGAAAAGAAGUGGGAGAGUGAAUCUCCAUCAUCUGAAAAUGAAAGGGAUGAGUCCUGGGAAGAGGAGGUGGACCGUCUGGUAGCCUGGACCAGCGCUCUCAAUACAGAUACUCUAGAAGACUAAGCAGAACGAACACUCCAGGAUUUAAAGAACAAACAGCCUCCACCACAGCUCAGCCUCAUGGAGCACCUUUGGAAGGCUCUCAGAACUUAGAUUCCGUUUUGUUCAAGUUGUUCUCAUCCUCUCACUACAAGUACAAAUUAGAAAUAUAAG